Messenger RNA from Plasmopara halstedii, 1170 nucleotides. Its product is annotated as actin related protein 2. The coding region runs from base 1 to 1170 and encodes 389 amino acids. Gene Ontology annotation, cellular component: actin cortical patch; Arp2/3 protein complex. Gene Ontology annotation, biological process: Arp2/3 complex-mediated actin nucleation. The record is from RefSeq and is a predicted model, not a curated record. Lineage: Eukaryota; Oomycota; Peronosporomycetes; Peronosporales; Peronosporaceae. The transcript is spliced from 3 exons. Gene Ontology annotation, molecular function: actin filament binding.
AUGGUGGCCGCUAACAAAAUCGUGGUGUGCGAUAAUGGCACGGGGUUUGUCAAGGCAGGUUUUGCCGCUGAGAAUUUUCCCAAAGCCAUUUUUCCGUCCCUUGUUGGACGACCCGUGCUGCGCGCAGAGGAAGCAGUGCAGACGGACAUUUUGCUCAAAGAUAUCAUGUUCGGCGAUGAGGCUGCAGCCGUACGGUCGAAUCUUGAGAUCACAUAUCCAGUUGAAAAUGGUAUUGUUAAAAAUUGGGAUGACAUGGAAAAACUAUGGGAUUAUACGUUUAAAGAGCGUCUAGCGAUUGACCCCAAAGGCCACCGGAUUCUACUUACCGAGCCGCCACUGAAUCCCAAGCGCAAUCGCGAGAAGCUUGUCGAAACCAUGUUUGAAAAAUAUGGGUUUGAAGGCUGCAACAUCACGACGCAGGCCAUGUUGACUUUGUACGCGCAGGGUAUUACCACAGGUGUAGUCAUUGACACGGGCGACGGUGUCACACACGUUGUUCCAGUGUAUCAGGGGUAUGUACCGCAACAUUUGAUAUGCCGUUUAGACGUCGCUGGCCGCCACAUUACCAACUAUCUCAUUAAGCUCAUGCUACUUCGCGGAUAUCCUCUGAACCGCACGGCUGACUUUGAGACGGCCCGUCAAAUCAAGGAAAAAUGGUGUUAUGUGGCUUACGACACGGCCACCGAGCGCAAAUUGGCUUUGGAAACAACUAUUCUCGAAGAAUCGUAUGAAUUGCCGGACGGUCGCGUGGUGCGACUGGGUCGUGAACGCUUUGAGGCUCCAGAAGCUCUAUUUAAUCCGAGUUUAAUUGACGUUGAAGGCGCCGGACUGAGCGACAUGGUGUUUGACAUGUGCAUGAAGGCAGACAUUGAUCUGCGUACGGAAUUCUUCAAGAACGUCGUGCUCUCGGGUGGCUCUAGUAUGUACCCGGGUCUACCCAGUCGUCUGGAAAAGGAUAUUAAACAGCGAUACCUCAAUGACGUACUUAAGGGUGACAAAAGUCGCCUUAGCAAGUUUCGCUUGCGAAUUAAUGACCCUCCUCGUCGCAAACACUUGGUAUUCCAAGGUGGUAGUGUGCUCGCUGAUGUCAUGAAGGACAAUGAUGCAUUUUGGUUGCUUAAAAAAGAGUACGAUGAACAGGGUUUGCGUAUUCUUGACAAGCUGCAGUAA